AUGAAUCUAGGUGAUUUGCUUGGAAAUCAGCGUAAAUCAGAACCUAACGUGGUUCUUAUGAUGCGUCUAUUAACGUUACUUAUAAUUGCAUCAUGUUUCAUCUUGUAUAUCGCGAUGUUAAUAAUGGAUGUGAAUAAUGAACUCCCUAUGAUUAUAACUUCAGAAGAUCCCGUAGAUUCGCUUGCGCUUCCCGAUGUCGUUAUUUCAUUUGAUAAUCCUUUUCGAAUGUAUUGUACUUUCACAUGGAUAUAUAAUGAGGUUUCUCAAAGAAUCGAAAAUGAAACUUGUAUGAAUUAUGUGACUUCUCCACAAUAUAUUCAAGGGGAAUAUCGAGGUUAUUUUUCUUUAAAUGAUAAUUCAACUUUAUUUACCUUCCCUAAACUUAAUGAAGAACGAUUAGAUAGUCUGUCAUUAACGGUGCUGGUUGAUGAUCCAAAUUUUAAUGCUUCAACAUUUGAUCCCACGCCGCCUUAUGUUUUUAUUUUUGAUUCAGAGAAUAAUCCUAUAAAGUUAUCGGAUGGUACAUUAAAUUUAACAGUGUUAAAUGUCUCUCAAGCAACAAAUUAUGAACGAAAGUUGUUAUUUAGUAAUCGGUUUAUAAUGCCAGAUCGAUUGCCUUUUUGGAGAGAUAUCGAAUAUGAUAUUGUACCUUAUUACUGA
Messenger RNA from Funneliformis mosseae, 660 nucleotides. The record is from the annotation of a GenBank genome assembly. NCBI's taxonomy places the organism in Eukaryota, Fungi, Glomeromycota, Glomeromycetes, Glomerales, Glomeraceae.